AGCAACGCGACAUUGUGUCGUCGCUCAUCAUCAUCCUCCUCCUUGUCCCCGACACUCACACCGCCCUCAUCCUCACAUCCUCCCACGCUCUCACACUAUCACGCCCCUCUUCACGACCCACCCACUGUCCACUCCAGCUGCAUCUGCACACUUGAAAGGAGACCCAGUCUCGUCAAACACCUCUUAGACAAGUACAGUACAGUACAUUAUCCCGCCCGAAUUAGGUCUCCCCCUCCCCUCCCGCCCGCGUCUCUUCCCUUGAAUCCUCACUCUUUCCCCCAUCCCUCGGUCUCUCUCUCUCGUCUCUCUCAACCUCUCCAGAUCUCCAGCUGCCUCCAGGUCGCGCCCACCCCAUUCGGAUCCUCAUCUUCUAUAUUCUAUCCUUCCAUCUUUCCCUCACUACCUCACCUCCUCUUUCGGUAGAUUCCCCAAACGCCAUCUACUGUAGAGCCCUCCUCCUCCUCCCCUCUUCGACAUGGCGGCCGCAGUUCACGCCCCGCAGAUGGGCGUCAUGGGCCAACAUCCUCACGCAAUCCAACAACAGCAAUAUGAAUAUCAGAAUGCCUACUCGGUCAUGGAGGACUCGGACGACGGCCACUCCCAAGACAUCAUGGACGAAGAUAUGGAAGCCUACUAUCGCCAACACGAGUACGAACAGCACGUUCACCAGCAGCAGAUGCUCGCCCAGCAAAACGGCAUGCAGUACCACCACGAUGACGGAGAUGCCGAGAUGGACGACGGCGACAUGUACGACUCGGACAGCUCGGACGAGAGUGUCCUCCCCGACGAGAACAUUGACUUUGGCCUUAUCUACGCGCGACACACCUUCCUCGCCACCGUGGAGGGACAAGCAUCGGUAGUCAAAGGCGACUCGCUGCUCCUUCUUGACGAUGCCAACUCGUACUGGUGGCUCGUUCGCGUCCUCAAGACCGAGGACGUUGGAUACAUCCCAGCCGAGAACGUCGAGACGCCGUAUGAGCGCUUAGCCCGCCUGAACAAGCAUCGCAAUAUCGAUAUCGCAGCGGCAACAGACCGGGAGAAGGCGGACGCGGAUGCCAAGGAGCAGAAGAGACGUGCGGCGGAUGGGAAGCUCAAGAGUCUUAUCGGCUGGCCACGAAGAGGCUCCACCCAACCCCCAGCUGCUGAUCCCUACGACGAUGACCCAGAGACGCGCGAGGGGCGACGCGUCAUCUUUGGCCCUUCAACGUUCGUUGAUCACCCUGGCGUCACCUGGUCCAGUGAUGAGGAUGACAGUGACGAGGACGAGGAGCAUGACGGCGGUGUUGAGGAUGAUGACCAUGAUGUCAACAUGGACCAACACAUCAACGAACAACUCGGAUACGACGCCGAGCCCGACGAUGGCAUCGAGUGGGCGCAGGACGCCGUCGAGGCCAUGCGCGACGCGAACGUCAGCUCUGGGACAAUCGACCCGCGUGACUCGGACAUGGCCCCCGACGCCCACCCUCACCAAACGGAGCAGUCUGGCAACAGGCAACUUGCCACGGCCGCCGGUGGGGCGGCUGUCGCGGGCGCUGCAGGCUUGCUCGCUGUCAAUGCGUCGGGUAGCUCUGCUUCUGCAGUCCCAGAACCAUCUCCCGACCUGGCCGAGUCUAUUCCAGGUGCAUUCCCUCCAGCGCCAGCAGGAUCGCCUUCCCCAAGUUCCAGUCCAGUCCAUGGACUAGCAGCGCGCGCUCUCCCGACGCCUCCGCCUCACAGGGCGCCACCCAUCUCUCCUUCGCACGAUGCGAGCCCCGAGCCUUUUGCUCGCGAAAUGACGCCAGUCACCCCCCCAGCGCCGUCUUCAUCAACAGUACCGACUGUGACGACUCCCGCUUCCUCAGACCUGCAUGGCGAGGACGCCAGGAGAGGACAUCAGCCAUCUGCGUCGGUUGCAUCGGCCGUGUCCGCGUUCUCGACCACCUCAGGCGAGACGCCCAAUCACACACCACUGCGCUCCUCGGUGCAGUCCGAGGCUUCUUCCUACUCCACCCCACCGAGUGCUGGCGUUCUGGCUGCAGGCGCUGGCGGAGCAGUCGCUGCUGGAGUCGCGGCUGCUGGCGCUGCCGCUCACAUCUCCACCAACCCCACUUCCCCUGCUCCCAUGUCACCCACGGGGACAACACCGGCAUCCCCUGCAUCUGCCGGGCCGCCUGUCGGGUUCGUGCGCUCAACAGACGCGGCGAAGAGGCAGGCGCCUCAGGAGCCCGCCCCAGCGCCUGUCACCAAGCCCCGCGUCCCCGUCGCACCAUUAUGGUACUCUGACGCGUUCGACAUCUCGCGUCUCUCGACGCUCGUGCGUGCGCGCGCUACCGACAUCAAGCGCAACACACCCGUGCCACGGCCGCGCAGGUCUACCGAGCCAGCGGACGCGGUGCAGCGCAUGCUGUACGGCGACCGCCCCGAAGUCGAGCACAUGCCGCCCGACCUCCGCGCGCCCUUCGUCCACUUGCAGGCCAAGAUGGACGCGUUCGAUCGUGAAAUUGAUGACCUCCUCGGCUCACUUGUCGCCGUGUACUAGCUGAACGACCGUCGCAACGAUGUCUGACGACUGCGGGUCACGCGCGAUUGUAUAGUACUGGAUGAUGACACUACACUGUAUAACGUGUGGAUGGAACGGACCAUCCCGAUGAAUGCUGAGCACUGCCUGCUGCUUGCUGUGA
Molecule: messenger RNA, 2660 nt
Organism: Cutaneotrichosporon oleaginosum
Lineage: Eukaryota; Fungi; Basidiomycota; Tremellomycetes; Trichosporonales; Trichosporonaceae
Biological process (GO): establishment or maintenance of actin cytoskeleton polarity; intracellular protein localization
Cellular component (GO): microtubule cytoskeleton; cell tip
Molecular function (GO): protein binding
Source: RefSeq, a predicted model, not a curated record